ACUAGUCAGAUAACGCAUUGCCCCAUAUCUCCACCCACUGUUCCUAGCCUCUGGGCUGCCUUCAGGUAGUACACGACUCUCCUCUUGCCUCCUCUGCUCCCUCCCCUCCCUCCGUUCAUAGCCAGCAGCUGGGAGGUCGGUUUGGUUUCUCGCGCCUCCCAGCUUUCGGGCCUCUCCCCCCCCCACCCCACCCCACCCCCUCUUCUCGUCUCCUCAUCAACUCUCUCGCUUUCCUUGUUCAGCUCCAGCGCCUCGUGCGACUCCCUCCCUCACUCACUCCCUCACUCUCACUCACUCUCUCUCUCUCUUUCUCUCUCAGUCUAUGUACUUCACUCGGCCUGCUGCUUCAGUGUCUGGGUGUCUCCAUAUAACACUCGGGCUGCUUCUGCUGCUGCUGCUGCAGCUGCAUUGAGCUGGCCCGCCCGUCUCCGCGCGUGCUCGUCGUUGCUGUCGACGGGUCUUUCGAGUUUGGCUUGCAUUGUGUAGCUUGAGCGAGACCUAGAGUGGACUUGGACUGAAAGGAACUGGACGGGGCGGGAGCGAGCGAGCGAGCCUCGAUAGAGGCACAGAGAGAGGGAGAGCACAAGCGGUGCGAGCCUCGCUUUCGUGCUAUAUUGGUUGAGCUGCGUCGUCUUCUGUCUGCUGAUCAGACAAAUGCAGAAAACACAUGAGCACGGGCUUCCGCGUUGAAGUGAGGGAAGGCAUUUGUGGUUGAUAGACUCGCCUCCUAAUUGGACGGUUUGCCGAGGAGAAGAAGAGCAGCAGCAGCUCACUGAAGUGGACUGUUAUUUUUUGAUUCGGCCCCUCGUCCCGAGCUGCUCUCUCGAGCGCUACCUCACGUGUUUGCAAGAUCAUGGCUGGAAUGACGCGAGCUGCCUUUGCGCGCUUGGCUUUGGGCUUUCUGCUCGUGCUCUGGAGUAGGGCCCCUGUGGCACGCGCCUGGGUAAUGACGGACUGGGCCGACGCCCACGCAACUUUUUACGGAGGUCAAGAUGCUUCCGGCACCAUGGGCGGAGCCUGUGGAUACGGCAACCUGUACUCGGUCGGAUACGGGACCUCGUCCACGGCGCUGAGCAAUGCCCUGUUCAACAACGGGCUCAGCUGCGGCGCGUGCUUCCAAAUCGUGUGCAGAUUGGCCGAGAGCAAGUACUGCUACCCGGGCGGCAGCGUCGUGGUGACGGCCACCAAUGCCUGCCCGCCCGGAUCCGAAGGAGGCUGGUGCGAUCCCCCCAAGGCGCACUUCGAUCUCUCGUACCCGGCCUUCCAGCGCCUCGCCCAACCCGUCGGCGGAGUGAUUCCUGUCAGAUACAAGAGGGUGUCGUGCAGCAGGAACGGAGGCAUCCGCUUCACCAUCCGGGGCAAUCCGUACUUCGAUCUGGUGCUGGUGACGAACGUGGGCGAGUUCGGCGCGGUGCAGUCGCUGCAGAUCAAGGGCGAGCGGACCGGCUGGACCUACAUGCGCCAGAACUGGGGCGCCAACUGGCAAGCGAACGUGAACGUGCAGGGCCAAGCCCUGGCCUUCAAGGUGACGCUGGACAAUGGCCGGAGCCUGGAAUUCUACAACGUGGCUCCCAAGAACUGGGGCUUCGGGCAAACCUUCGAGGCCGACUACAACUUCUAGAGAUCAGUCUUCAGGCGCCGGAGCAGCAGCAGCAGCAGCAGCAGAGUGGAGAUGAGUCGAGAUGAGAUUGAGAUGAGAUGAAAUGAAAUGAGAUAAGACGAGAUGAUAAGAUAAGAGACGAGAUGAUAAGGUCCAGCAGAUUAGGCUAUUCAAUACAUAGCAGUAUGGUGCGCCUUGCCAAGGGCAAAGUUUUUGGCAAGCUCUACUUUGAAACCUUGUUGAAAGAUCUUGAAUUUCGCCGCAUAGCAUUUAUGAAAUAGAAGCGGCGUGUACGUGUAUAUAUACUCCAUGCCCACUGUUCGUUAGCCGGGCCAUGAAGGCAUUCCUUGUUUAGGGGUAUUUAUGGAAGCCGAGGUGUCCGCUAUAAGAGCCGCCCGCUCCUUCGACAUGUUCGAAUACGGUAUUCUCAUUCGCCGGUCUAUUCUCCAAUGUUGAAUUUGCGGAAGAGGUGACAAUUUGGGGGCCAAACGGCCAUCCGCUGCAAGACGUAAUUCUAGCUAGCUGUCUGAGGAAAAUACUCGACAUACAGCAGGUAGAUGUCGUGGGUUCCGCGAGCCACGAUCAACACUCACAGAGGUAGCCAGCAAUCGAAUCGUAAUGCGUCCUUUGAUGGGCCUAGGAUGUGAUAUGUUGCUCAACUCUUGGUAACCUUGACAUAGUUUUUUAACCUGGACGUCAUCACUAACUAAGUGAUGGCUUAACAAU
Marchantia polymorpha subsp. ruderalis is the source of this 2326-nucleotide messenger RNA. NCBI's taxonomy places the organism in Eukaryota, Viridiplantae, Streptophyta, Marchantiopsida, Marchantiales, Marchantiaceae. The record is from the annotation of a GenBank genome assembly.